Messenger RNA from Daucus carota subsp. sativus, 1542 nucleotides. Its product is annotated as F-box/kelch-repeat protein At3g23880-like. Lineage: Eukaryota; Viridiplantae; Streptophyta; Magnoliopsida; Apiales; Apiaceae. The record is from RefSeq and is a predicted model, not a curated record. The annotation marks the transcript as partial. The transcript is spliced from 3 exons. Gene Ontology annotation, molecular function: protein binding.
CUUGUUCUAUCAGCUGUGCAUUUACACUUGGGUGGCAAGUUAAGUCACGUGCGUGAGAAAUUAAAGAGGAAGAAGACCGUGGCGGCGGACCUACCAGGAGAAGUAGUCUACUGGGAGAUACUCACCCGACUCCCAAUCAAAUCUGCGGUACGUUUUAAAUGUGUAUCUAAAUCAUGGCUAUCUCAAAUCUCUAGUCCCAAAUUUGCAAAAAGACACCUCACUUGCAACGCCACUCAAAACCCUAGUGACUAUGACCGUCUCAUUGCUCAAAAAGAAAACAAAAUUGUCAUUCUUUCUCACUACAAUGAAACAUUUGCACUCCCAUUUUCUUGUCGCGGUUUAGUUGGUUCUGUUCGUGGCCUAGUUUGUCUUAGUCAUGACGAGAAGUUGUCUUUGUGGAACCCUGCAAUACAUCAAUCCAAGGAAUUCACUCUUCCACCAAACUGUUUUGAUUAUAUUGAAUAUAUGGGAUUUGGUUUUGAUCCCGUAAGUAAUAACUUCAAGGUUGUGCUUUUGUCAAGUGAUUUUAGGUCUGCUAGUGUAUACAACUCUGACUCCGAUUCUUGGACUAAUGUAUUUGUUCCUGAUAAUGUGCAUCUUCUUAUGAAAAAAGAAAGGACCUUCUUGACAGAUUCUAUGACUAUUGUAAAGGACUGUCCGUAUUGGAGAUUUAUUACAUUUGCUAAAGCGCCUGCUACAGAUACGACAGAUACGCUCACUCCAACUUCUUUGACACCGAUGAAGUUUGAUGCUGGAAGUAACGAUUUCAUUUUGUUGCCUGAAUUUCAUUUUGAUACGAGUGUACGUGCAGAGAGUGAUGCAUUUAGUUUCCAACUGGUGGAUAUGAAUGAUCAUCUUACUUUGAUAUUUUAUGAUCAAAACUCUUCAAAUCGUAUGCUGGAUAUAUAUUCUUUGAAGGGUGAGGAGGGAAGUUGUGUUUGGAGUCGGAUAUACAGUAUUGGACCGCUUGAUUUUCAUAAACGGCAUUGGUUUGUGUGUCAGGGAUUUUAUGGUGGCGAGAUUGUAAUUGAGGAUAAUGGAAUGUUUUCAUGUUUUGAUCAGAAAAGGGGUACAAUCAAGCGCCUUAGAACAACUGUUACAACUGUAACUGUUACCUCUUUAAGCUGCUUCAGAUAUACGCCUAGCAUGUUUUUUCUUGAAGGAAUGAAGUCUGUUUAUCUAAGAACCCAAACUCGCCGUACAACUGGUCUAUGCUCUAGAGUCCCUCGGCGAUUAGUCGAUUCAUUUAAAAAUUGAUCAUUUUCUUAAGGUUUGGGUUCGAAAGCUUAUUUUGGAAGUGGUUGCAGUGUGGCAGUGGUUACUGGUCAAAUAAUAUGCAGAUGCGGUUUUAAAAACAUUUAUAGAUGUGCUACUAGCCUAGAACUAUAAAUAUACUUGAUUAAGGUCUAGUUGUUUAAAUUGAAGUACUUUAUAUUCUCAACUAGCAAUUUUACUAUAUUGUUCAAACUUUAAACAUUGUGUGUAGUCUGCUUCUUGUUUAGAAUUUCUCGCUAUCUAGUACAUGUUUAGUUUUGUGGCUAA